CUCUUAUAUUAAAAAGAACUUCUAAUCGGUAAAAAAAGAACUUCUAAUAGUUUUUCAGCCAAACACUCAACAACUUUUUCGAAAAGUAAUUUUCUAAAAACUCCAGCGAGAAGCUACUUUUGUAAAAGCUACAGCAGAGACAAACUAGCCCAUUGAUAGCCACAAAGCAGGCUGCUCUGUUUCUGGAUUAAGGAAGGCGAGAACGGAGAUGGUGAAGGAGAUGGAAGUUGGGGUCAAGGGUUGAGACAGUCGCACAACGGCGACACGGCUCGGCAGGAUAUAACGAGAUAGAUGUGGGGGAUUUGACCGAUGGAAUAGGGGAAAGGGUUGGUGAGUUUCUGGAUUUUAGGAUUGUCAACCGAGGUUAAUUUUGACAGGGGAGAGAGGAUGGGGAGCAUGGACGUGGUGGAGGCUGAAAAGGCAAAGAGCAUGGGGAAAGGGUGAGGAGCGGGGACAUAGCAGAGGCCGGAGAGGAUGGUUGGAGCAAAUGUGGGAAGAUGGGGAGCAACGGCCAACGACAACAAAAGGUGGAGAUCGGAGGGCAGGGGAGGAUGUGAUUCUCCCCGGCCAGGCUUAUUAAUUCCCUAACUAAGGAAUCAUGGGAGGUGACCGGGGAUCAUAAGUAGGAGACCCCCCCGGUCAAUGGAAGAUAAUCCCCGAUCGGGGAUCUGAGACCGGAGAUCGGGGCUAAUGAUUGAAUUUACCUUUUUUGUUUAGGAUUUUUUUUUCCUUUUUGGGUUUUUGUUUAAUUUUUGUUUCUCUAGCCUAUAUAAAGGCUUAAACUCGAGUUUUGUGGAAGAUUUUGAAGAAUAUUGAUUUUAUCUAGGUUCAUUAGCUUUUGGCUUGUAAGUUUUCUCUAUCAAUCAAGGUUUCCCCUUGAUUGUGGUCGAGAUUCUAUCCUAAUAUUGAUAGAGCCUUCUCCCAGGUGUGAGAUACCGCUUCAAUUCCACCCUAUCCCUAGUUUGAAACCUCGUUCUUAGAUGUGAGACUUUGUUAACUAUGAGUAACAAUUAUGUGCUCGUACGAUAUCAAAAUACCCCCUUACGAACCGGGUUGCAGACGAGUAUUCUUUGUCAGAGGAAGAAAUCCCAUCCGAAGAAAAAACAAUGGCAGAGCAGUAGGAUAAUGUUUCAGAACUAUAGCAGACUAUCAUGGCGCAAUUGAACGCGACAUUCAAAGUUCAAUUUGACCAGAUCAACAAGCAGAUGGAUGCUCUAUCACCGCCAGUAGUAGGGCGUUCCGACUGGAACCGACCAAGCCCUAGAUGCAAGGAUUCAUCACAAUAGAGCCCAAUCGACGCGUCAAAAACACGAGUUUCAUGAUUACGGUGGAAGACCACCAGAGGUAGGACGCGAAGGUACCAUUGCUGAAUUACGAGGGGAUCAAGCUUUCACUUACUUCAAUUCAAGGAUCUCUUAAUGCUUCUGGAUACCUUGAUUGGGAGAGGAAGAUCAUCAUGUUCUUCCAAUGUGGCUAUGACAUCGAACAACAAAAUAUACUACUAGACACAUAUGAAUUCACUGAUUAUGCAGCUACAUCAUGGGAGCAUGUACAACUCAAAAGAAGAAGGAAUUGGUAGCCGAUUUUCACAACUUGGGCUGAAUUGAGAGGGCUCCUGAGAGAGAGGUUCGUGCCAAGGUACUAUCAAAGUGAACUCUUUGAUUCCUUUAAGGGAAUUUGGCAGGGAGCACGAUAUAUUGAGGAGUACUUCAGGGAGCUUGAAUUGCUCUUAAUGAGGGAGGAUGUGAGGGAAGAUAAGGAAGCUACAAUUUUUAGAUUUCUCCAUGGCUUCAAUCUGGAAAUUAGGCACAAAGUUGAGCUUCGUCAAUUUUUGGAGCUGGAAGAAGUGGUUCACCUAGCCAUUAAGGUGGAAAAGUAGACGAAGGACGGUUCUUAAAGAAGGUAUCCACCUGCAACUAAACCAGUUGCAGAGAACAUGGGGGAGGAGUCAAACCAACAGAUAGAAACACUGCUCCUUUAUUCAAGCCAGGUCGGAAGGAUCAACUAGAAGCAUCCAAUGCUUCAAAUGUCUGGGUCGAGGUCACAAAGCAAACCAAUGCCCCAAAAAGAAAACUCUAAUUCUGCGAGAUGAAGAAUACUUUUCUGAGGAGGAGUAUGAAGAGAAGCCAAUGGGGAAGGGAAUUGAUUCUAAUUCUGAUGAUGAUGUUGAUGAGCACAUCACUUGUGAAAUUCCUCCAACAUGAAGUUUCUUGGAGUCAAUCAUAGAGUGCUCUCCCUUGAACCUCUAUCAGAACAAGAACAUCGAGAUAACCUAUUUCAUACCCGCUGCAUGAUGGACGGAAAGUUAUUGUUUGUGAUGAUAGAUGGUGGUAGCUACACCAAUGUAGUGAGUCUUGAUGCACUUAAGAAGCUGGGUCUGAGCACCAUUAAGCAUGCACAGCCUUACAACCUUCAAUUGUUGAACGACUAAGGAUCCAACAAGGUCAAUAAGAAGGGCACGGUUUGAUUUCAAAUGCUGAGUAUGCAGAUGAAGUCCGGUUUGAUGUUGCUCCAAUGCAGGCUGCUCAUCUCUUAUUGAGUCGUCCGUGGCAAUAUGAUUGUGGAGUUACUCACGACAGAAGGCAGAAUAGCUACCGGUAGCAAACGCCAUUUUUUGGGAUGAAUGCUUGGUUCAUAUUGAAAGAUCUUGAAAAGUUAUGUGGAAUAAUAAAAAUCGCUACAAUCGGAUAACCGAGCGCAAAGUUACGUUCGUUUGAAGUUUCAGUGUUAGGUCAGACAUUUAUCGCAGCCGUCAACCGCAGUGAUGCAUUCACCACUUUCGUCUUCUGCGGUGAAUGCAUUCAAUGCAAUUGACAACCGCAGCGAUGCCCAAACAUGUGUAUUUUGAGAUUUUUUCUAGUUUCUCCCUCUCCAUAUCUAAAACUCCCUGUUACAAAGGUCAAUCUAACAACAAUGCAAAGAAAUCCCAAUUACGCCCUUGAUAGAGAUGACGCCGACAGUGGUGAUACUAACACUGGCGGCGAUUCAAGGACGGUGGAAAACUUCACACCUCUAGCCCAUGUGAAAUCCAUAACGAGCACGUCAAACUCAUAUGUCAGGCACUGCGUCAAGCUCUGUCGAAGCUCUCCUUACUGGCAUUCCCAUGGCUCGGCUCUCGUCAUUAGAUCUACCCUUAUCAGGUAUUAUCAUCUUCUUGACAUCACUAGGUGAACUUUUCAUUUCUUCUCACUGAAUUUAGACUUGGGUUUGUGUCUAUUGUCCAAUCUCCGUAAAUGUGGAGACUGUGUGUUCCGCUGUUUGUCAUGCGUAGUUGCGUACAUGGUGUUCGACGUAAGUCCUGAAUGAAGCUUUAGGUGUCUACAAGGAGAUUUCCAAGUUCGGAGAAUCGCUGCAAGACAAGACCACCCAAAUGGAUUAUAUGUUUCUUCUAGAUAAUGUCAAUGUCCCCGCUGCCCUCGAAAGUUCUUCCCUAGCUCGUACUCUGCGAGUGAGCUCGUUUUUCAUGAAAAAGCUUUCACAAGUGCAACCCACGGAAUCCAUUGAAGCUAUUGCCUUAAUGAGAUUCUCCACCAGCUACUUUGUCAGCUGUUGAUUUCCGCAAGUGGUUCCCAUCUCCUCAUCGAAUUCUCGUCCUUGAAGGGAUCGAGGUUACAAUCUAGUUUUUCCUACCUUGUUGAUGGCCUGAAUAUGAAAAACCCAUCUCCAACUCAACAAGAUUCGUUCUGUUUUCUACAUGAUGUGGCAAUCUUGGCACAUUACUCAGAUCAUCAGUGGCUUUCAAAUGAGUAAGCAGAGUGAAAGUUUUCUCCCUUUCUUAUGUCAAAGCUCUUGGCUCUCACGGGAAACUACAUAUAUAUAUAUAUAUAUAUAUAUAUAUAUAUACAUAUUGUUAAACAGGGUGGAGUUUUCCUACUUCCUGGUGUUGUGAUCCAUUCAAUGACAAAGGUUUGCGAGCAAGCCGGGGAGCUUUGUUCCAAGUUCCUAUAGUUUCUGGCACCGGGCAUCAUCUUCAAUAUGAGACUGCUAGCCGGCCACCCGGAUAUGUCACGAGGAAGAUUCUAGAAGGGUGUAGGCACAUGCAUGCAUCUCUAGAUUCAUGCUUCAAUGUACAUACAUCCCCCUCAUUUAUUACGAUUCAUGUAUGAGUGCACAUGAAUUCAACUAAUUUACUAUCAUUCAUAUAUGGGGCAAGUUCAUGUACGGGGGGGACUUCUAGGUUCGUUUAUUUAUGAUGCACACAUACAUUGUACUUAGUGGAGAGGAUACCUAUAUAAGCAACCCUCCUCAUUUGUCAUUCAUCCAGAAAUAGAGAGUUCCCAUCUAUAGAGUUUUCUUCAACACUUAUGAGUUUGAGUGAAUACGAGCAAGACUGAUUUAGCGUUCUAAUGAGAUUUGAGUGCUAAGUGUUGCACGGUCAAGAGUUGGUCCGUGACAGAUCAGUAUCCCAUCUAUCUCCAGGACUCGCUGAUUCUCUAUCAGAUGUCCCGCUGUGCUUGGUUUUGGGCAACGAGGGAUGCGAGCUGGUGAUCAUACCAAUGGCUAGAGACUUCGAGUCCCUCAACGUUGCAGUUGCAGGGGGCAUAUUCCUCCAUAUUCUGUAGCCACAUCUAUAAUGUACUUCAUAACUGUUAUUCAUUGAAGUUUGCUAGUCAAAAAGAUUUUUUAUAUGAUUAGAAGUGUUACAUAUGGAUGGGACCUUUCUCCUCCUCUUAAUAACCUUGAAUAGGAUUGAAGUUUGGGUUAAUAUUUUCCUAUGGCCUGAACUUUAACCAAAAUAAACAUCCUGGCCAAUCUUUUUGAUCUAUAACAUUCUGGCCCGAACUAUACACAAAAAUAAACAAUUUGGCCAGAUCCGACUUUUGAUCGUUAACUUGGACGGUCAAACGCGUUGACCGUUGGUCAACGCGCCAUGUCACUACCAAGUUAGCAUAAAAUAUUUAAAAUAAU
Molecule: messenger RNA, 4908 nt
Organism: Linum trigynum
Lineage: Eukaryota; Viridiplantae; Streptophyta; Magnoliopsida; Malpighiales; Linaceae
Source: the annotation of a GenBank genome assembly